Messenger RNA from Mercurialis annua (annual mercury), 840 nucleotides. Its product is annotated as zinc finger A20 and AN1 domain-containing stress-associated protein 7-like. The transcript has a single exon. Gene Ontology annotation, molecular function: zinc ion binding; DNA binding. Lineage: Eukaryota; Viridiplantae; Streptophyta; Magnoliopsida; Malpighiales; Euphorbiaceae. Bases 206 to 673 code for a protein of 155 amino acids. The record is from RefSeq and is a predicted model, not a curated record.
UUUCUGAAUAAUUGAACUCCAAAUCCAAUUGGGACAUGUAAAACCCAGAACCUGAACGCUCCCUAUAUAAAGAACACAAACACAACCCCCAAAAUCAUUACCUUACGACCCAUAAUAUAAAAAUCAAUUAAUCACAGCAACCAGCAGGCAAUUCAACAAUUAAUUAAGUUCUUACAGAUUGACAAUUUCUCUCAUAAUCUUCGCUAUGGAACCGCAAAACAGCUCGAGCAGUUCUUGUCGAUGCGUGGGAGGCUGUGGCUUUUACGGCACAGCGGAUAAGCAAAACAUGUGCUCUAAGUGCUUCAAUGCUUAUAAUCUGAAGCAAGAAAUCAUUGAUCAAACAGCCUCUCUUUCGAUUUACGAUAAGGCUGGUUCUUGUGAUGAACGAUCUUCAUUUAUUUGCGUUGAUAAGACUGAAAAAGUGACCGAGAGUGAUGUUCCCGCAUCAUCAGUAUCGUCUUCGAAUGCGACGAUGAAGAAGAAUAGAUGCGAGAGCUGCAACAAGAAACUCGGACUUUUAGGGUUUUCGUGUCGCUGCGGAAAGGUAUUUUGCGGGACGCAUCGGUAUGCGGACGAGCAUUGUUGCAGCUUUGAUUACAAGAAGCUUGAUCGUGAUGUUUUGGUUAAGCAGAAUCCAUUGAUCUGUGCUGAUAAACUUGGUGAUAGGCUUUAAUGAUAAGAUAAUUAAUUGAUUUUUACAGUUUAGAUCACUUGAUUGGUUCAGUUGCAGGGUUUUAUUUCUGGUUUUAAGCAAAUUUUGCUACUAAUUUUCUGGAUCCACUUUUUGUUAUUUAGAUUUUCUUUUUAUUACUGAUGUUUUAGAAUGAGAGUGUCUGUAGU